This is a messenger RNA of Trichechus manatus latirostris (Florida manatee), 1641 nucleotides long. It is a transcript of the gene SLC25A30, whose product is annotated as solute carrier family 25 member 30. NCBI's taxonomy places the organism in Eukaryota, Metazoa, Chordata, Mammalia, Sirenia, Trichechidae. Gene Ontology annotation, biological process: transmembrane transport. The transcript is spliced from 9 exons. Bases 131 to 970 code for a protein of 279 amino acids. Gene Ontology annotation, molecular function: transmembrane transporter activity. The record is from RefSeq and is a predicted model, not a curated record.
GAGGUCUCUUCUCCGCCUCCUUCGCCGCAGCCGGCUGUGGCGGCUGCUGGUUCUCGGAAGGCCGCCACCGCCGGGAAAACCCCUGUUGGAGGCUAUGUUCCUGUAAAUCAGAGAAGGGAGGUUGGUGAGAAUGUCGGCGCUCAACUGGAAGCCGUUUGUGUACGGGGGGCUGGCCUCCAUCACGGCCGAGUGCGGUACAUUUCCGAUCGAUUUAACCAAGACACGUCUCCAGAUUCAAGGCCAGACACAUGACGCAAAGCUUAAAGAAAUGAGGUAUCGCGGAAUGUUGCACGCGUUAGUGAGGAUAGGCAGAGAAGAAGGGCUGAAAGCACUGUAUUCGGGAAUUGCCCCUGCAAUGUUGCGCCAGGCUUCUUAUGGCACAAUCAAGAUAGGCACUUACCAGAGCUUGAAGCGAUUAUUUGUUGAACGGCCAGAAGAUGAAACCCUCCUGAUAAAUGUUGUGUGUGGAAUUCUCUCUGGAGUCAUAUCCUCAGCCAUUGCCAAUCCAACUGAUGUUUUGAAAAUACGGAUGCAAGCACAGAGCAGCACCAUUCAGGGAGGAAUGAUAGGCAACUUCGUGAACAUCUACCAGCAAGAGGGAACAAGAGGGCUGUGGAAGGGUGUGUCCCUUACCGCUCAGAGGGCUGCUAUUGUUGUUGGCGUGGAGCUACCUGUCUAUGACAUCACCAAAAAGCAUCUGAUUCUCUCUGGCCUGAUGGGAGACACUGUAUAUACCCACUUCCUCUCAAGUUUCACCUGUGGUCUGGCGGGAGCCCUGGCUUCAAACCCUGUCGAUGUUGUGAGAACCCGCAUGAUGAACCAGAGAGUCCUCCGAGACGGCAGUCGUUCCGGCCCCACAGGUACCCUGGAUUGCUUAUUACAGUGUUCUAGUGGAUUGCUUCAAUCAAUGAACCCUUCCCCCCAAAUAGAUAGAUCUGACCUAAGAGUGUCUAAAUCGGGAGACCUUUGAAAACUAAGAUGAGGGGCACUGUCAAGCCUUGAGAUGCCACACUGGGCUUCACUUUUAUAACUACGAACUCUCGGUGAAUAUUUAGAAAUGAAGGUUCAUUUUCUUUAUACCUGUACUGUGCUCUGAAGAGGGAUGAAAUUGGCACUGUGAUCUUAGUAGAACUGCGUCGCCUUCCAAAAUCCACCUCCUUCCUGUGGAGUCACACUGGAAUGAGUAUCCUUCAUUCUGAUCCCUCUCUCAAAGGAACUCAUUGAUCUUACUGGAAUUCUCAGCUUGAAUAAGUGGGGCUACUAUUCCUGAGUGGGUGAAAGCUCGUGGCUGUCUUCCCACUAGAUUGGUAGCAGCCAGUGGUUAGGGACCACUUUUGUGGUUCCAGUUUCCAGACUUCAAAUAUCUGCUUAAUGAAGCAAAGAUACUUGCUAUUUUUGUCCAUCCAGCAUCUUAUAAAAUCAUGGUGCUCCCUAUGAAAUCUUUACCACCAUUGCUUCUUUCAGACCUAUUUAUGAGCCCAAAUGGCAUGGAAGUUGGAAUCAAGCCUGAUUUUAUAUUUGUUCAACCACUGUUCAUCUACUCUGCAUGCCGUUGUUUGGCAUGGAGCCUUAGUCUUCCAUCUGUGCAGAAGCUUUAAAAAACAAAAAAGAAACAGAGGCUAGUGAUUUCUUAGACAGUCC